UGGAGUGCUAAGCUCCACGAUUGAUUGUCUGUUCGACAUGGUAGAUUUGCCCUCAUUCUUGCUGGCGGAAUUCUGUUCGAUCCUUCGGUCAACAGAGCAAGACUUCUGACCUAGCAACGUUGGCAUGACUUUGAAAUCGGCGGACACUGCGUCAUUUCAUUUAAAUGUUAUUUCGGCGAUUCAGCAUUGUCGAAUUACUUGGUAGCGAUUAAUAAUUUUAUCUCCAAACCGGACUUUCAAAUGCUGGUCAUUUAAAUAUCUGGAGGUCAUUCCAUGUUUUAGUAAUUUUCACGUGAACACAUUUACUUUCAUGACAACGUUCGAUAUAUUCUCACCUCUUUUGCACUUUUUUAUAGGAUGCCUACCAUUUCAUCUUGAUGCUGGACUGUAAUAUGGCAGGGAGUUUGAGAUGGAAAUGUGGUCUGAUAUUCAACUUUAUCCUUCUGGCAUCUGAACUUUCUAGAGCUGAUGCAGAGAACAAUACAUGUAACUGCCAAGAAGGGUACAUGUGCCAUGGAGUUACUCCCUUGUGCUUGUCCGAGGAACAGGUUUGUGAUGGGAAGGUACAAUGCCCCUAUGGUGACGAUGAGUUUUUCUGCAGUGUGGAUUACUCCCGCCCGUGCCGGGGUGAGCCGCGGGUCUGUCCCGCACAUCCGUCAUCAUGCGUCGACCCGCCAGCCAUUUGUGACGGGUUUUCAGACUGCCCAUCAGGGGACGACGAGGUUGCUUGCAAUGCAACUUCGUGUCCAUUGGAUUGUGAGUGCCAUUUUCUCUCGGUGCGAUGUAAAAAGGUGACAUGGAAUGCGGUUCAAGCUCAUAUGAUACCAGAAGAUACGAGAAAAUUAUGGGUUGAGAAGUCUAGUGAACAGAAAAUGAACGAAACUGAAGGAUUGGAUCUGGUCAGCUUGGUCAAUCUCAAUUUCUCUCGACUCAACAACCUGAACAUGCUGACAAUACGAUCUUUUCCUUUUACGGUGAUGAGACCUGGCACAUUCGCUGAACUUCGGUUCCUUGUAUUCAUUGACCUGAUGAAAAAUAAGAUAUCUAGACUUCAAGCAGAUACAUUUAAAGGUCUGAAACGUUUAAAGGAAAUGUACAUAUUCAUGAAUGGACUUCAGGCGAUAGAACCUGGGGCAUUCAGAGGUCUCGAAUCACUGAAAAUUAUGAUUCUGAUGUACAAUGAUAUCACACGGCUCAGUCAAGGGAUUUUCGAGGGUCUUAGCAACCUCGAAGACUUGUGA
Messenger RNA from Lytechinus pictus (painted urchin), 1241 nucleotides. Its product is annotated as vasorin-like. Gene Ontology annotation, molecular function: protein binding. Bases 378 to 1241 code for a protein of 287 amino acids. The transcript has 10 exons. The record is from RefSeq and is a predicted model, not a curated record. Lineage: Eukaryota; Metazoa; Echinodermata; Echinoidea; Temnopleuroida; Toxopneustidae.